CCUUCUUCUGGUCAAAGACCCAUAUCACCCUGUAUUCAGCCGGGAGGGUUUUGUUGUCUUGGUUCGUCAUCUUACUGGCCACGCGGUGUCUGAGACGAGUCAUGUCUAGCAUCGGCAUGACUAUCCUUGCUGUCCUGUCAGGCGCUGCGUCUCUUGUCCUCAUCGCGGUCAGCACCAACGACGCCAUGAUGUAUAUAGCGGCUUUGGUUGGCGUAUAUGCCCAGGCAACGGGGCCUUUAAUGAGAGGGUUUAUGUCAAGCCUUGCAACGCCAGACCAGCAAGGUGCCGUGUUCAGUGUGAUUGACCUCAGCGAGGUGGUCUCAACUGGAGUGUUUACGAUGGUUGGAGGGCUGCUGUACGAGGUAACACUGGCGAUAUUUCGCGGCUUCGUCUUCAUUGCAUUCGCUGUCGCCCUUCUUGCUGUUGCUGCAGCUCUGUUCAUCGCCAAACGACUCCAUGACCGCAGGGCAGAAUGAAUGACAGAAUGAAGGACGGAGGCGAAGGACGACGAGUGCAUAAAUAUAUACUUUGAGGAAAUAAGAGACGUUUAGAGAACGGGAUAAACGCAAAACCAAA
Molecule: messenger RNA, 576 nt
Organism: Haliotis rubra (blacklip abalone)
Lineage: Eukaryota; Metazoa; Mollusca; Gastropoda; Lepetellida; Haliotidae
Product: proton-coupled folate transporter-like
Exons: 4
Coding region: 102-476 (124 amino acids)
Biological process (GO): transmembrane transport
Cellular component (GO): membrane
Molecular function (GO): transmembrane transporter activity
Source: RefSeq, a predicted model, not a curated record